Molecule: messenger RNA, 345 nt
Organism: Acanthoscelides obtectus
Lineage: Eukaryota; Metazoa; Arthropoda; Insecta; Coleoptera; Chrysomelidae
Source: the annotation of a GenBank genome assembly
AUGUCAUAUUUCUCAAGAAAAGAACAAAAUUUAAAUAUUAGUGUCACUAUACUUUCUUUAAAUUGGCGAGGAAUUACUGAGGAUUUGAAACAGAGGUUGAUAAUAUUACAAACUAUUUGUUGUAACUCUAUGUUAUCCACUGGAGUUAGAAACAUAGAGUGAGCAAUGUUGACGACAUGAGGAUCUGAUGUAUCAAGAAUUGAGUUUUGAUCAAUCUGACUUGUUAUUUGCUCACCUAUAUCAACAAAAUAUUUAUUAAAAACACAGGCUAUAUCAGUGGGAGCGUCCAGCUGCUGAUUAUUGUGAUUAAUUGAUUUUACGUCAUUUUUUUUUAUUUUGUCAGCA